Messenger RNA from Theobroma cacao (cacao), 2286 nucleotides. RefSeq names its product protein NODULATION SIGNALING PATHWAY 2-like. NCBI's taxonomy places the organism in Eukaryota, Viridiplantae, Streptophyta, Magnoliopsida, Malvales, Malvaceae. The record is from RefSeq and is a predicted model, not a curated record.
CUUUGAUUUGGAUUUGUGUGAAAGAAUCAAAGAAAUCACUAUCCCUCCGUUAUUUUAAUCUAAAUAUGAGAUGGGUUUGUUUUGAUUUUGUAACACGUCAGUAUUAAGAUCAUGAAUUGAUAAUUCUUUGAAAGAGAUUUUGAUGUAAAAGGGUAAUCUAAUUCGACUUAAAAAUGUAUAAUAUAAUGCUGUUUGUGUCUUAGGACUCUCUCAAAAUUAAUUUUCCUUCUUGACUUGAGCGGAUGAACAUUUGACAGGGACACAGCUUUAAGCUUCCUCGGAAGCUGCCAAAGAAAGUGAGAGGAAUUCAAUGGGAACUUCAAUGGGAUAGAAGUAUGGGGAAAGUGUCUAUCUAUGACAACAAUGUGAUGGAUUUUUUACUAUAUUUUUUAUUGUUUCUUUCUGCAUCUGUUCCUGGCGCUUGAUCAUUGCUAUAUAUAGCACAGCUCCUUUCUCCAAGAAAAAUGACACCAAUCUUAUUUGCCAUUGAAAUGAUGGAAAUGGAGUUCAACCCUUGGUGGCCAAUUUACAACCCCAUAGACUCACAACUUGAGGAAGUAGCACUUUGUUUAGCAGAAAUGGAUGCCCAAGUGAGCAGUUUUGAGUUUUCCACUUCAUCAGUAUCCAUUGAAGAUUUCUCUGACGUUUCUUCUUCUUCUGCACUGUUAUCUUCAACUCUCUAUGGCAGUCAAACACAUGGUUACCCCUUUUCAGGAAAUCAUUUGCUUGGCAUCUUACCAAGGGAACAGUGUUUACCAAGUGUGGAUGAAGGUGAUGCUCCCUCAAAUGACCAGUUUUUGCUUGAUGGUGGCGAAAACUUCUCUGAAUGGAUGGCUAGUGACAGCAGUAUCUCUUCACAACAGAUUUUCACUGAAGAUGUCGGCAGCCAGAAUCUCUCACCACUAUCACGUGAAGUUUCUGUGGAUGUCCCAUCAAUCCAAGCAUCAUUGGUUUUGCCUGCCGAAUAUGUGGAAGUAGAUGACCAAUUGGUCAUUCUUCAUCUACUCAAAGCGUAUGGGGACGCCAUGGGGAGCGAACAAAUGGAGCUAGCAGAAGAAAUUAUCAGGCGACUAAAAGAUAAGGCGUCUCCAACUGGCAACAGCCUUGAACGCCUUGCGUUUUAUUUGGCCGUAGCAUUGGACAAGCAAGCUGACUACCUAGGGCAGGAAUCAAGCAAAAAUUAUGAGGCAGCCUUCAUGGCCUUCUAUCAGAUCUUCCCCUAUGGUAGGUUUGCUCAUUUCACUGCCAAUUCAGCCAUACUAGAAGCCAUCCCUGCUGAUGCUACUGCAGUACAUAUUGUGGAUUUCGAAAUUGGCAAUGGCAUACAAUGGCCCCCUUUGAUUGAGGGUCUUGGAAGGAAAGGGUUGAGAAUGUUGCGGCUGACCUCAAUAAAAUGGGGGGAAGAGGAUGGGAGUUGCAAUCCUACAACUUUUGAGGAGACAAAGAAGCAGCUAUGGAGACAUGCAAUGAAUUUCGGUCUUAGAUUGGAGGUGGAGGAGAUGGACAUAGAAGGCUUAGUGAGCGAGAUUAAAAAGGCGAGGGUAAGGGGAAGGAAAAGUGAGUGGUUAGCAUUCAAUUGCAUGGUAGGACUCCCUCACAUGGGAAAAGGGAGGAGUGUGGAGCAUGUCGAGCACUUUCUUAAGACAGCGAAGGCAUUGAUCAGCAACGAAGGUGUCAUUGCUUUUGGUAAUGGAAUUGGUGCUGAAAAAUGGAUUGAGUAUAGAAGUUUCAGUUCUUUCUUUGAAGGGCAGAUGGUCUACUGCCAUGCCUUGCUCGAGUCAAUGGAACAAUUUCAGCUUCUAGAGGCAAGAAUAGCUAUGGAAUGCUUGUUUGUGGUACCCCAUCUUUCUUCUCUUUCUAACGCUCAGCAGUGGGAAGAAACUGUCAGGGAGUGUGGUUCUCUCUCAGAACUAGGCUUCCAGCCUCAGAGGUUGAGCAGGGAGAACUAUCUGGAGGCCAGGGAGCUGGUGAGCGAAGGGGAGAGUUCAUAUUGGGUCAGAACGGAUGGAGAGGAUAACAAUCAAAUGGUCCUGGGUUACAUGGGAGCUCCCCUGGUGAGAGUAUCUAGCUGGAGAUAGAGUAAAAAUCAUUUAGAACUCAGAAGCUAGUAUCGAUCACUUGCAUCCAGUAGACAGUCUCAGCAGAUACCUCAAAUUUGUGUAGUGCUGAAUUCCUUUUAGAGAGUGCAAAGGGAGAUUGCCAGUGUAAAGCAACAAAGACUUAGCACAUAAACAUUCAAAUUACUAUUAAUUCUAUAAAAGAAUAUAAAAUUUAUAAGCAGUUGUU